This is a messenger RNA of Loxodonta africana (African savanna elephant), 1833 nucleotides long. RefSeq names its product zinc finger protein 345-like. The transcript has a single exon. Bases 1 to 1833 code for a protein of 610 amino acids. Gene Ontology annotation, biological process: negative regulation of transcription by RNA polymerase II. Gene Ontology annotation, molecular function: DNA-binding transcription repressor activity, RNA polymerase II-specific. The record is from RefSeq and is a predicted model, not a curated record. NCBI's taxonomy places the organism in Eukaryota, Metazoa, Chordata, Mammalia, Proboscidea, Elephantidae.
AUGUUGCCUGUUUUUAACAGAAUUCAUACAGUAGAAAACCUCCGUGAAAGUAACGAAGGCAAUGCGUGUGGGAAAACCUUCAGGCGGAUUCCAAAUCUUACCGUGCAGAAAAGAAAUCCUCCAGAAGUAAAUCCUUUUGAAUGCUCUGACUGUGAAAAAGCCAUCAUGGAUCCCUCAUCACAUAACCACCAUACCUGUCAGUUUAUUACAUCUAGAGAAGCCUGUGGUGGUACCACUCCUAUGAGACCUCUUAGUGGAAAGAAACUCCAUAAGUGUGAGGUAUGUGGAAAGGAUUUCAUUUGUAUCUCAACUCUUAAGAAUCCUGUGACAACACUCACUAGUGACAAUCAGUAUAAAUGUAAUGAGUAUGGGAAAGAUUUCUGUAGUUUCUCGUCCUUUUGGACACAUGUGAGAGGUCACAAGGGUGAAUGUAAAGAAAGUUCUUCUAGUGACCCUUUAUCCCUCCUUUUCUAUAACAGAGAUAAGCCUUAUGAAUGUAGGGAAUUUAGGAAAGCCUUUAAUUUUUCCUCAGCCCUCACUGCACAUUUAGGACCUCACAGUGAAGAGAGGCCUUAUGAAUGUAAGGAACAUGGGAAAGCCUUUGGUUUGCCCUCGUACCUCACUACACAUAUAACAACUCACACUGGAGAGAGGCCUUAUGAAUGUAAUGAAUGUGGGAAAGACUUUAGGCAAUCCUCAAACCUCAUUGUACAUAGAAGGAUUCAAAGUGGAGAAAGACCUUAUGAAUGUCAGGAAUAUGGAAAAGCCUUUAAGUGUGCCUCACAUCUCACUAAUGAUAGAAAAACUCACAGUGGAGACAAGCCAUAUAAAUGUACAGAAUGUGCGAAAGCCUUUAGUCAGGCUUCAUCCCUUAUUACACAUAUAAGAACUCACAAUGGACAGAGGCCUUACGAAUGUAAGGAAUGUGGGAAAACAUUUAGGUAUUCUUCUAACUUCACUUCACAUAGAAGAACUCACAGUGGAGAGAAGCCUUAUGAAUGUAAGCAAUGUGGGAAAGCCUUCAGGCAGUCCUCAGGCCUCAUGACACAUAGAAGAAUUCAUACUGGAGAGAGGCCAUAUGAAUGUAAGGAAUGUGGGAAAGCCUUUAGAGAUCCCUCACAGCUCACCUCGCAUAUGCGAACUCACAGUGGAGAGAGGCCUUAUGAAUGUGAGGAAUGUGGGAAAGCCUUUAGUCACUCAGGAAACCUCGCUAACCAUAUAAGAACUCACAAUGGGCAGAGGCCUUAUGAAUGUAAGGAAUGUGGAAAAGCCUUUAGUCAGCUCUCAACCCUCACUACACAUAUAACAAUUCACAGUGCAGAGAAGCCUUAUGAAUGUAAGCAAUGUGGGAAAGCCUUUAGGCGGGCCUCAGACCUCAUGGCACAUAGAAGAAUUCAUACUGGAGAGAAGCCAUAUCAAUGCAAGGAAUGUGGGAAAGCCUUUAGUUAUUCUUCAGCGAUGGCUUCACAUAGGAAAGCUCAUAAUGGUGUCAGGCCUUAUGAAUGUAAGGAAUGUGGGAAAACGUUUAAGUAUCCUUCUAACUUCACUUCACAUAUGAGAACUCACAGUGGAGAGAGCCCUUAUGAAUGUAAGGAAUGUGGGAAAGUCUUUAGGCAAUCCUCAUACCUCAUUGUACAUAGAAGGAUUCACAGUGGAGAAAGGCCUUAUGAAUGUAAGGAAUGUGGAAAAGCCUUUAAGUGUUCCUCACAUCUCACUAGUCAUAGAAGAACUCACAGUGGAGACAAGCCAUAUAAAUGUACAGAAUGUGGGAAAGCCUAUAGUCAGGCUUCAUCCUUUACUACACAUAUAAGUACUCACAAUGGACAGCCCUAA